AUGAAGGCCACGCCCCCGGCGCUGUUACUUCUUUCCCCGCACUCGCAGCUGCAGCAACCGUGCAGCGGUGGCAGCGGAGGCCGAGCCAUGCGGGCGGCGGGUCGGGGAACGCACCAGGCGCUGGCGCCGCCGCCGCUGCUGCUGCUCCUGCUGCUGCUGGCUGGGCCCGGGCUGUCGUCCGUGUCGCCCCCGGCGCCGCGGCUCUUCAACGUGAGCCUGGACGCGGCCCCCGAGCUGCGCUGGCUGCCGGUGCUGCGGCACUACGACCCGGACCUGGUGCGCGCCGCGGUGGCGCAGGUCAUCGGCGACAGAGUCCCCAAAUGGGUACUCGCGUUGAUGGGAAAGGUGAUCGGGGAACUGGAGAGCUUCCUGCCCCAGCCCUUCACGGACGAGAUCCGCGGCAUGUGCGACUUCCUGAACCUCAGCCUGGCAGAGGGUCUCCUGGUCAACCUGGCCUACGAGUCCUCCGCCUUCUGCACCAGUAUUGUGGCUCAGGACUCCAGAGGCCACAUUUAUCACGGUCGGAAUCUGGACUAUCCUUUUGGAAAUGUCUUACGCAGACUGACAGUGGAUGUGCAGUUUUUAAGGAAUGGGCAGGUCGAGUUCACAGGGACCACUUUCAUCGGCUAUGUAGGACUGUGGACCGGGCAGAGUCCGCACAAGUUUACAAUUUCUGGCGAUGAGCGAGAUAAAGGCUGGUGGUGGGAAAAUGUGAUCGCCGCCCUUUCUCAGGGACACUCUCCGAUCAGCUGGCUUCUCCGCACUACCCUGAGUGAGGCAGAAAACUUUGAAGCAGCUGUAUUCAAAUUGGCCAAGACUCCCCUCAUUGCUGAUGUUUAUUACAUCGUUGGUGGUACAUCCCCCCGGGAGGGAGUGGUCAUCACCAGAAACAGAGGUGGCCCAGCAGACAUUUGGCCUCUAGAUCCUUUGAAUGGAGCGUGGUUCCGAGUUGAGACAAAUUAUGACCAUUGGAAGCCAGCACCUAAGAGAGAUGACCGAAGAACACCUGCCAUCAAAGCCCUAAACGCCACAGGGCAAGCAAACCUCAGCCUGGAUACGCUUUUCCAGGUUUUAUCGGUGGUUCCAGUUUAUAACAACUACACGAUUUAUACUACCGUAAUGAGUGCAGCCAGCCCAGACAAGUACAUGACUAGGAUCCGAAACCUGAGCUGAAAGUAAGCAGAAGAAUGAAUUCACCUGUGCAUGAAAGGUGAUUUUUUAAAGACUGAAAUUCUUGAAGAGCUGCACUUCAAAAACUAAGACAAAGUGAAAGUAUUUUGUCAUUUCACAAACAAUACAGGCUCCUUCCUCAUUAAGCUUUCCAACCCUGGGAAGUGAGGCAGGAAGGUCACUGUGGAGAUGUUUUGAUGUAGUGGGUAAGAGGUGUUGUCAUGCAGUUUAUAUCCUGGCUUAAACGAUUGAAGGGUAAUUAUCAGGCUGUACCCUCCCCCUUUCUUCCUGGCUUCUUGUGAUUCUGUUAUCAUACCUCUGCUUACCCACUAAAGAAGUUAUGCUGGCAGGCACAAGUGGUAGAGCUCUUGCCUAGCAUUCAUGAGGUCCUGGGUUCAAU
Molecule: messenger RNA, 1570 nt
Organism: Castor canadensis (American beaver)
Lineage: Eukaryota; Metazoa; Chordata; Mammalia; Rodentia; Castoridae
Gene: Naaa
Product: N-acylethanolamine acid amidase
Biological process (GO): fatty acid metabolic process
Cellular component (GO): lysosome
Molecular function (GO): fatty acid amide hydrolase activity
Source: RefSeq, a predicted model, not a curated record